GACAUUCAGCUAGGUAUUUGCCACACUAUCGCCAUACUCACGUGCUCCCGCAUCCUUAGUCAUGACGUGCUAUCUCUCAAGAGCGCCUUUGCCUCCCGGCACCUUCACAAAUGCUAGACUUCCUAUUGUCAAGUAUUCUAUUCCAUCAUGAGGGAAUACAGCUCGUCUGAAGCAUGCUGUACCUGCGCAACAUUGCUGUCGUCUAUUCCUCCAACCUACGAUGAAAAGACAGAGAAGCCGUCGCAAUACGAGCGUCGGCUCGAUUGCUGCGGGCGUGCCAUUUGCGCUCGCUGCUUGACUGACAACCCUCGAUUCGCCAAUUACUGUCCGUACUGCCAGAUAUCAACCGGUCCUUCUCCGCUGCCAGCGCAAGGCCUACGCGAUCCUCCUACCUACACGCCACAUCCCAACGAGCAAGUAGACGAUGAGCUGCCGGCAUACACAGCGCACAAUGCCCUACAGCCGCCACCAGAGAAACCUGCGAGCAUAGAGAAUGCGCCUGAUGUCCUGCACUUCGUCGACCAGAACAACGACUCGAUAGCAUCGUUGUCGCUCGCUUACGGCGUGCCUCCAGACGUCUUGCGGCGGACAAACAAGAUGUUUGCAGACCAUCUGUUAGCGGCGCGGAGGACCAUAUUGAUACCAGGAGAAUAUUACAAGGGCGGGGUUAGUCUCAGUCCUCGGCCGUUGGAAGGCGAGGAGGAGGAGAUCAAGAAAACCAAGUUGAGAAAGUUCAUGGUAGGGUGUAAAGUCGCUGAGUAUGAUGUCGCGGUUCUUUACCUCGAGCAAGCGAAUUAUAACCUCGAGAACGCCAUAUCCGCUUUCAAGGCUGAUGAGAAAUGGGAGAAGGAACACCCCCUGCAGGCGGCGAAGAAGGGUAAGGCACCCGUGCCGCAGGGAUCUGGAAGACGGCGAUGGUUCGGCGGGAAUGGUGGCGGAAUAACUGGUCAACUAUAGAAGCUGCAUAUGUUCGCAGCACCCCGCCGUCCAAGGGCAGCAACACGGGCGUUCGGCUAAGCUUGACUUUCAUGUUCACUUUUGCGUUGGAGCGCGAGCUUUGCAGCAUCUGGAUGGCGUAACUGACAUGUAUAGACAUUUCAACGCAACUUCCAAGUUCGAUUGAUACUUUUAUGCCUGAA
Molecule: messenger RNA, 1139 nt
Organism: Boeremia exigua
Lineage: Eukaryota; Fungi; Ascomycota; Dothideomycetes; Pleosporales; Didymellaceae
Exons: 2
Coding region: 148-957 (269 amino acids)
Source: RefSeq, a predicted model, not a curated record